UCUGGCCAGGCAGUUUCGCCACAGCCGCAGAACAUGAUGGAGGUGGAAAGUGCCAACGCUCUGGUGGAGCUCAAGAAACAGCCCAGGACCCGUUGGACGGCACUGCUGGUGUGGAGCACUGUGGGCAGCACCAUUGGAUCAGCCCUCCCCUGCGGCUACUGCAUGGGCGUCAUCAACACUCCGGCUGCGCACAUGCGGUCCUGGUGCCAGGCCAUGCUCCUUGAGAACUAUGGCCUGGAGAUCUCCCCUACAACUUUGGAUACGCUGUGGGCCCUCAUUGUGGCCAUCUAUCUGAUUGGCGGGGUCCUUGGCGCCGCCUGCGCUGGCUGGGCGGCCAAUCGCUUCGGACGCCGCGGCUGCUUCAUGUUGAGUGGAUCGCUGCUGCUCGUGGCGGCCCUGAUGUUCCUCAGCUGUCGCUGGCUGCGGUCCGUGGAGCUGCUGCUGCUGGGUCGCCUGGUGGUCGGCCUGGGCGGCGGUCUAGUCAGCACGUGUCUGCCCAUGUACCACAGCGAGAUUGCGGCGCUGUCGCAGCGGGGCACGCUGGGAGUCUGCUGCUCCGUGGGCUUCUCCAUUGGCAUGGUGGUGUCGCAGCUCUGUACGCUGCAGUCGCUGUUCGGCGGCGAGGAGCUCUGGCACAUUGCCCUCAGCUUCUACGUGGUCUUCAUGGCGUUGUGCUACGCUCCGUUCCGCCUGUACGCGGAGAGUCCCAAGUGGCUGUACAUCGUGAGGGCGCGGCGUGAGGAGGCAAUCCAGAUGCUCAUCCGGCUGCGCGGCUCUGAUCUCGGCAUAGAGCAGGAGAUACGCGCCAUGGACGACGAGGCCUCCGACAAGGGCACAACCCGCAGUCUGGUCGAGGUUCUGGGCGACCCAAGGAUGCUGCUGCCCCUCGUCCUUCUAUGCGCGUAUCAGGGCGGCCAGCAGCUGUCCGGAUGCUCAGCGAUCUUCUACUACUCCGUGUCCAUUUUCCGCAAUGGCGGGCUCUCGGCGAGCGCCGCCGAGUGGAUGAAUCUGGCCGCUGGCAACGCCAACCUGGCCACCUCGCUGAUGGGUCCUUUUCUGAUGGCCAAGUUCAACAGACGCACCCUGAUGCUGCUGUCCACUGCGUUUUGCGGCCUCCUCAUGUUCUCCUUUGGCUUGAUGGUGCACUACACUGCCCAGAUACCCUGGUUCUCGUACGGCACAAUGGCUUGCAUUUUCCUCUAUCUGAUCGCCUUCCAACUCGCCCUGGCCCCCAUGCCCUCGUUCAUUGGUGCAGAGAUGUUCGAGGUGCCUUCCCGCUCGGUGGCCCUGUCCAUUGGCAACCAGGUGGGCUGGGGAUGCAAUUUCCUCGUUGGCUUUCUCUUUCCCGCCAUGCAUGCACUCCUCGGAUCCAAUGUCUUUCUGGUGUUCGGCACGUGCAGCUUCCUGGUCUUUCUGCUGACCAAAUUCUACCUGCCCGAGACGCGUGGACGGGAGGUAUCCAAGGUGGCGGAGUUGGUGUCCAGAGGCUUUAGAAGUAAAGUUCUACAAUAAAGUCCAUAAAGUCCAUCUA
This is a messenger RNA of Drosophila obscura, 1531 nucleotides long. Its product is annotated as solute carrier family 2, facilitated glucose transporter member 1-like. Gene Ontology annotation, biological process: monosaccharide transmembrane transport. The transcript is spliced from 5 exons. Gene Ontology annotation, cellular component: membrane. Gene Ontology annotation, molecular function: hexose transmembrane transporter activity. The coding region runs from base 34 to 1512 and encodes 492 amino acids. NCBI's taxonomy places the organism in Eukaryota, Metazoa, Arthropoda, Insecta, Diptera, Drosophilidae. The record is from RefSeq and is a predicted model, not a curated record.